GCGUCUCCACGCACAGCCGCACAGCCGUACGGAGCCGCCACUGCAGAGCUCCAGCCCUGCUCCUUGCGCAUCCGCCCGGAGCCCCUCGGCAUUCACGCUGCGCCAUGGCCAAGGCCGCCGAUGUCUGGUCCGACCUCCGCCUCGUCUUCUGGCUCGCCUGCCUCCUGCCUUUAGGCCCUGCGAGGGUGGCUGCAGGUCUCUAUAAUCUUAGUCUUACUACUGAUGGUCCCGCUACCAUUGGCACAGAAGUGACCAUCUCAGCCAGCCUGGUGGUCAAGGACAAUGGCAACCUGUCCCUGCCUGCAGACGCCCACCUCUACCGUUUCCACUGGAUCCACGCGCCACUAAUCCUCACUGCCAAGACCGAGAAGAAUCUAACCUCAACUAUCCACGUGGUGGGCAACGGGCCUGGGGACUUUCCAAUCACUGUCUGGGUCACUGCUGUCGACUGUUGGAUGUGCAAGCCCUUAGCCAGGAGUGCUCUGGUCCUCCCCAUCAAAGAGUCACUUGUGGGAAACCUAGUCGUUACCCAAAAUUCCUCUGUGUCUUGGCCGAACUCCUACAUCACCAAGAAAACCCUCAGAUUCUCCUUCCUCCUCCAUGACCCGAGCGACUUCUUCAAGUCGGCUUCCUUCUUCUACCAAUGGGACUUCGGAGACGGGACCUUGCUGAUAACCGACAACCCUGUGGCCUAUUACAACUAUUCGAAUGCCGGAACCUUCACAGUGAAGGUCAGGGUGGUGGCAGAAUGGGAGCAAACAAAGCCGGAUGCCACGAAGGGCAUCGUGCAGAAGAGCGGAGACUUCUCGGCUUCCUUAAGGCUUCGGGAGGCCCUUCAAGGCAUCCAGAUUUCGGCGCCCACCCUCUUGCAGACAUUCCAAAAGCUGACAAUGAGCCUGAACUUCCUCGGGAGCCCCCCUCUGCAGGUGUGCUGGGGCCUCAAGCCGGAAUGUCUCCCAGUGGAGGACAGAGAGUGCCACCCUGUGUUGGUGACCGGCACAUCUUUGAACGUGACCCACGUCUUCCAGAACCCCGGGGACUACUGCUUCAUCUUCCGAGCUGAGAAUGCCAUCAGCAGGGCAAACCAGUUCCACAGGAUUCAGGUGUGGCCCUCCACCUUCCAGCCAUUUGUCUUUGCUUUCCCCUGCGCCACGCUGAUCACCGUGUUGCUGGUUUUCAUCAUGUACAUGACUGUGCGGAGUGCUACUCAACAGAAGGACAUAGUGGAGAGUCCGGAAGUCACUGGGCUCAAGUGCUGCUGCCAGCUGUGCUGUGGAUCCCUCUUUCUGGACUCGCCAUCCGAGUACCUGGAAAUCGUCCGUGAGAACCACGGGCUGCUGCCGCCCCUCUACAAACCCAUGAAGACUUACAACGUGUGAACUCCCCACCCCGCGCCUCUCAGUGUUCACUGAUCACCCGUUGGGAGCUUCAGGCAGGGUGGCAGAUGCUACUGAGCAGGAGGGGUUUAGACGGGUGUGGCCAUUGGCCCAGACUGGUCGUUGAUCUGUACAGUCCAGCUGUUGUCAUUUGUCUUUGUGUGGCCCUCCCAGCUGUCAUUCACUCAUCUGUACACUCUAGUCACCUCUGUAAGCUUCCCCCUCCCCCUCCCCCCCUGUGCGGAGCAGGAUUCUGAGAGUCGGUGUGUCCUAUUAAGACUCUCCCAAGUGGA
Messenger RNA from Myodes glareolus (Bank vole), 1669 nucleotides. It is a transcript of the gene Tmem130, whose product is annotated as transmembrane protein 130. The record is from RefSeq and is a predicted model, not a curated record. Gene Ontology annotation, cellular component: plasma membrane. NCBI's taxonomy places the organism in Eukaryota, Metazoa, Chordata, Mammalia, Rodentia, Cricetidae.